GGCAUGCUUCUUACCCAUAUUUUCACCAAGAGAGAAAUUCUUUAGUUGCGCCCUUCUCCCUUCCAUCAUCCUUAAACACAUGCAGGAAUGCUCCAAUCGCCUAAACAAACCCUAUGGCAUGCUUCUUACCCAUAUUUUCGCCAAGAGAGAAAUUCUUGAGGUGCGCCUUUCUCGCGUCCGCUUUCUUGACGCAGAGUGCCUUGGGUAUUGUGGCCUUGUAAAGAUUGGAGAUGAGUAUUACAUAAAGAAGGAGUUUCAAAAUCUUGACGAGGCGACACGAGCGGAGUAUGGUCCUCAGCGUUCCAUGUCAUCUUUGCCUUCCACUUCACGCGCACCCCGGGCUGAAGCCGAAGAAAAUGCAAACAAGGAGGUCCCUGCUCGUGUUCCUUGGGUCAAACCCUCAAAGUCGGCGUCUCAUGUUUCCUCGGCCUCUCUCAUGCAUCGUUACUCUCACAUGGCUUCCACUUCCAAAAAUCCCUUUAAGAAGUUCAAGAAAUUCAUCCUCAAGAACGUGGUGGCUCCGAUGAGGAAACUUCAAGAAAGCCUCGAUGAUCUCUCGGAUCGGAUGAAGAAGAUGGAGGAUCGUGAGAAUCGCCAAAAGCACAACGAGGAUCGUGCUUAUCAUGUCUUAUGUUUAAAAAUCGUACUUAUGCACUUUUAUGAUUGAAAACCCAUUUGUUAUGAUUAUGCUUAUGGAGAUGUGGAGUAUGAGCCUUUUAUUUUGAAAUGACCACACGUCCAAAUGCAUGUAUCAAAGCCCAUGGGUGGGCCAUACCCACAUGUGAAGUAAUGUCAUGCAUGCUCCUCAAUAAUCAAUUUCGCAUUCU
Molecule: messenger RNA, 827 nt
Organism: Cuscuta campestris
Lineage: Eukaryota; Viridiplantae; Streptophyta; Magnoliopsida; Solanales; Convolvulaceae
Source: the annotation of a GenBank genome assembly